Aethalodelphis obliquidens (Pacific white-sided dolphin) is the source of this 1889-nucleotide messenger RNA. RefSeq names its product transmembrane protein 210 (gene TMEM210). Lineage: Eukaryota; Metazoa; Chordata; Mammalia; Artiodactyla; Delphinidae. The transcript is spliced from 4 exons. Bases 1160 to 1600 code for a protein of 146 amino acids. The record is from RefSeq and is a predicted model, not a curated record.
CUGGAACUAGAGAAAGCCUGCGCGCAGCGGCGAAGACCCGACGCGGCCGAAAAUAAAUAAAAUAAAUAAAAAAGUAAUAUAGACACUUAAAGAAAAAAAAGAAGAGGGACUUCCUGCCUGGCACUGGGCUGGGCAUGCCUUCGUCAUCCUAACCAGGAUGCAGACCUGCUGGACUGGCCUGGCAGGGUGGCAGUGCCAGCCGCUGGGCCGGGACACACCUGCCCUGAGUCCCUUUGGACUGUUUGUGGAUGAGUGUGGUGAAACCCAGCGUCUCAGGUCAUAGGAUCACUCAACAGGUGUAGAGGUGUGCCAGGAGCUGCCACCAGGAGGGGCACCUGUGUGAGGGUCAGGGAGGCCCCCAGUGACCAGGGGUUGGCUGCGGCCCAGCGGGGCACCCCCCACCCCCCAGUGCCCUGUGGGGUUAGCCGUGGGGGGGGCAGGUAUUUGCUUCUGCUGCCUGGGUUUGCUCGGCAGGUCCUUAGGGGAGGAGGCUGAGGUUAACCCCAGCCGUGCCAGCCUCCUGUGGACAGCGCUUGCCUGGUCUGCGAGAGGCUGCACAGGGGACAGACUGCGGCGGUGGUCGUGAGCUCUAACUGUAAUGACACACUUAAGCCAGAGCCCCAGCCACCUGCUCCUUGAGGGUGUUCUGCGAAACACUGCUGGGGCCCGUAUGGGGCGGUGGGUGCGUGUCCACCCCCCGGGCCUCACUUGGUCCCUGCUUAUUCCAGUCUUGGGGAGAGGGUGGUGACAUCAGUCAGCUGGAUCCCAGGCCCCACCUAAGCUGCCGCAGCCCUUAUCCUGACAGGGAAACUGAGGCCCAGGCUUGCCCACUGUGGACCUCUCUGGGUUUCCAAGCCGCUGCCUCUGCGACCCCAGGGUCCCAAGUGCAGCCGCUGCCCCUUUGCCGUGAAGCGCUCUCCUUCCAAGACCACGGCAGCCCCACCACUGCCCCUGCCCCAGAUCUGGCCAGGGCACUCUGGAGUGACUCCCAGGCCCCGGCCGCCCUACCUGCCCUACCCUGGGGCUGCCUGCCCAGGGCUUCUCGGAGCCCAGCACCUGAGGGCGGUGCCCAAGGCGAGGCCCUGCCCCCACCUUCCCUGCCUCACAGCUCCAUUGUGAGGUCAGCGCCUUCCGAUGAGUUCUUUCCAGAGGCGUGGAGAUGGCCCCCUGUCUCCAGCCUGACUCCUGCCUGGUUGGCCGCCCCCUCGGCCUGAUAUGUUUGUCCCUUUUGCUCAUCCCUGCUGCAGCUGGGACCUACUGUGAGUGUAGCCUUGGCCUCAGCCACAAGGCCCUCAUUGCCCUGCUGGUGGUGCUGGCGGGUAUCAGCGCCAGCUGCUUCUGCGCUCUCAUCAUCGUGGCGGUUGGCGUCAUUCGAGCCAAGGGUGAAAGAUGCCCCGGACACGUGGAGAGCAGGUUGGUGGGGCACUGCGGGGCUCAGGAAGAUCACAUGGACCUGCACGCGGUGCACAUGGGGUCCCACCUCAUGGCCCCUGAAAUGGAGGUCUCCAUGAUGCCGCCCCUGGAAGAUCACGGCCUCACGACCAUCACCGUGGACUCGACCCUAGAGGAGCUGCCCCCACAACCCCUGCCGCCUCAGUAGGGCUUUGGGCAGCUGGGGGAAGGGGAAUUAAACAGUAGUUAGCAGGUCUGCGUUGUCCUCCCUGCUGGCCCCCCUCGAGCCCUUCUGCAGAUGCUAUUGGGGUGGGGGAGGGGUCUGCGUCGCCUCCUGUCUCUUCAGUGGGGUGCCCAGUGCCCAUGCUGGGCUCCCGCUGUCCACCCUGCAGGGCAGGGAGCACACCCCUGGGGUUUCCACUUCCUGCCAUCGUGGCGUCAGCCCAGCUCCUCCCUGCAUCUUCCUGCUGCUUUGUCCCAUGAAGCAGACAGCCCCC